Molecule: messenger RNA, 596 nt
Organism: Lotus japonicus
Lineage: Eukaryota; Viridiplantae; Streptophyta; Magnoliopsida; Fabales; Fabaceae
Exons: 2
Coding region: 30-476 (148 amino acids)
Source: RefSeq, a predicted model, not a curated record
UUCCCGGAAUAAUAUCUGGAGUGGAAUCAAUGGUUGGUUUCUACCAUAUGAAAGGCCCACACGUGUUGCAAUUUGUUCUUGAUUCAUCAAGUCUGUGCCUUUCUUUCAAAUUUUGGAAACAAGGAGGAUCAUAUGUGGAUUACCCCUGUUUGGUGAAAUGGGAAAGGGUGGUAUCGACUUCUUUUCUGAAUGCUAGGACUCCUCUGCUGAUUCCUGCCCCUGUGUGUAGGAAAUGGUUACCUAUGUCGCAAAAGAAAGUGGUUGUGAUCAUUGACGAUUAUAAUAUUAUGGCCACUAUUGAAAUUCGUACAACCCGGGUCUCCCGAAAUAGAAACAGGUUCAUUCGAACCUUAGGCGGUACGCCCUGGUAUAAUAUUGUUCGAAAACUUCAACUAUCAAAAGGACAAAAGCUUGUUUGCCACUUUGAACGAGGCACAGAUAUAAUCUACAUACGAGUUGUGGAAGCUUUGAAAUGAUCCAUUUUUAUGUCGCUGUUAGUAGCAGGCGUAAAAAUGUUGAAGUAAAGAAGUAGGAUUUAAGCGUGUGUGCGAAAGCAUAUUUUGGUAGGUUAAAAUUAAUCACGGUUCUAAAGUGAC